UCACGGCUACGUCGGAGGUCAGGGUUUGUCGCUGACGUCGUGGGGCUCGUGGUAGUUGGAAGGUUCGCGGGAAACGUCCCAAAACAAAUCGGCACAGAUGGGCACGCGGGCGGCGGGGCUCACGUUCUGAAGUGGAUUCGAAGGCGCGUGACGCUCGUGGAGCAACGUUCCCCUUCUGCGCUCGUGCUGUUAACGGACGCUAGCUGAGUGCGCGAGCGAGCGAGCCGCAGUUUCGCGGUCUCCGGACGGCAGACGGUUGGUUAGCUUAGCGCGGGGCUCGAGCGGCGGCGGCCACCUGUUGUCCGCCACCGGCGGUUGAGGCUUUCGCAGCGGGCGGAAGAAAUGGCGGAGAGGCCGGAGGACCUGAACCUUCCCAACGCGGUCAUCACCCGCAUCAUCAAGGAGGCGCUCCCCGACGGCGUCAACGUGUCCAAAGAGGCCCGCAGAGCCAUCUCCCAGGCAGCCAGCGUCUUUGUGCUGUACGCCACGUCCUGCGCCAACAACUUUGCCAUGAAGGCCAAGCGGAAGACGCUCAACGCCGGAGACGUGCUGGCGGCCAUGGAGGAGAUGGAGUUUGAGCGGUUCCUGGAGCCCCUCAGGGAGGCGCUGGACGUGUACAAGAAGGGCCAGAAGGGGAAGAAGGACGUUUCUGAGCAGAAGUGCCGAGACAAAGAGAAGAAGGCCGGCCUGGAGGCCGACAAGGGCCGGGAGGAGGAGGAAGAGGCCGAGGAGGAAGAGGAGGAGCCGGUAGGGGAGAAGGAGGCCGAGGAGGAGGAGGUGGAGAACUGAUGUAGAGGGGGGGCUCUGAAAAUCCUGUGAUUCCCCCUCAGUUUGUGGCUCUAACUGGGAGCCUCCAGCUUUCACACAUUUCUACUUUUGUACUCGUUUAAACGACUGACGGAAACUUUAAUAAAUGUUUUCUACUAAAAAAAGAAGCUUUCAGUCCGUUCGGGGCCGGCGAGCAGCUCCCGUUUAGCCACCAAACCUCCACCUCACUGUUCAGGGACGCUCACCAGAGGCCCACGUUUCUGAUCCCGCCUGAUAGGAAAAGGAAAUGUCUUUAAAAAGCUCUGAAUCUGAAGGUAGUUUCUGAGGUUAGAGCCCAAAGAGGAGCAGCUAAAGGCUCCUUUUCCUUCAAAAUCAGCUUAAACUUCACAUCUCUGCUUCCAUUCUUUGUGUUAUUUUGGUUAUUUUUUUCCUGGAAAAAUGAUUAAAUAUCAUGAUUUGA
This is a messenger RNA of Menidia menidia (Atlantic silverside), 1228 nucleotides long. NCBI's taxonomy places the organism in Eukaryota, Metazoa, Chordata, Actinopteri, Atheriniformes, Atherinopsidae. The record is from the annotation of a GenBank genome assembly.